Molecule: messenger RNA, 1113 nt
Organism: Sclerotinia borealis F-4128
Lineage: Eukaryota; Fungi; Ascomycota; Leotiomycetes; Helotiales; Sclerotiniaceae
Source: the annotation of a GenBank genome assembly
AUGGCUUCCCCCCGUUCUCCCAAGAAAAUUGUACUCAAAGGAACUUCGAAAGAGAUAGGACAUCAACAUGGCAGCCUUCUAUCGUCUGAGAUCAAAGAUCAGAUAAAGGUAUAUGAAUCAAUGUUCCAAUCCACGUCCUCAUUAUCAUGGUCCGAAGUCCUGGAAAUCGCACGGGAAUUCCAAACCACAAUCCAGAAACUAGCACCAGAUCUCUAUGAUGAGAUGGUGGGUAUAGCAGAGGGUGCAGACAUUGAUAUCCUGGAUAUCGUGGCGCUCAAUUGUAGGAGUGAGAUUGCGUUGGGUAGGUUUACGGAUGGAUGCACGAGUUUGGGAUGGAGGAUGCAGGGAAAUGAAGUGGAGGGAAAGAUUGUGUUGGCGCAGAACUGGGACUGGACGGAGAAAGUUCAGGGAAAUUUGGCCAUGGUGGAGAUAGAAAGAACUGGAAAAGAGAAGAUCUGGAUGGUUACUGAGGCGGGCAUCGUAGGUAAGAUUGGCUUCAACUCUGCUGGCGUCGGCGUAUGUCUCAACGCUAUCAGGGCCCAUCCAACCGAUACCUCCAAGCUUCCAAUUCACAUUGCACUGCGUAUUUGUCUAGAAAGUAGCAGCGUGGAAAAUGCUAUAGCUUCAAUUGAGGAGCUAGGUGGUGUGGCCUCAAGUCAGCACGUCUUGAUAGCCGACUCGAGUAAAGUGUUGAGUAUGGAACUUUCGCCUCUGGGAAACUGCUUUUUGGAGGUUUGUGAUGAUGGUUUUGUGGCUCACACAAACCAUUUUAUCAAGAAUAAAUUGGUAGUGGAACCACUUUGGCUUGUAGGAAGUUCGAUAAGGCUUGAUAGGAUCAAUAUCUUGGCUAGCGAAUUGGUUGGCGAUUUGAAAAUGGGACUGGAAAUGAAAGAUGGAGUUGGAAAAAUGCUGAGAAGAAGAAUAUUUUCGGACACGUUCAAUACUCCGCAAGCUAUUUGUUGCCCUGGAGAUCCUGAUCGACCAUGGCAAACUAGGAGUGUUACGCUGUUCAAUAUCACAAUGGUAUUGGAUGCUGAAAAUUCGUCUGCUGAAGUUGUUUUUGGGAAGCCCGGAAUGACAGAGGGAGAUGUGCUGAGAAUGCCAUGGAUUUGA